Diceros bicornis minor is the source of this 3586-nucleotide messenger RNA. RefSeq names its product glutamate-cysteine ligase catalytic subunit (gene GCLC). Gene Ontology annotation, cellular component: glutamate-cysteine ligase complex. Bases 427 to 2340 code for a protein of 637 amino acids. Gene Ontology annotation, biological process: glutathione biosynthetic process. The transcript is spliced from 16 exons. The record is from RefSeq and is a predicted model, not a curated record. NCBI's taxonomy places the organism in Eukaryota, Metazoa, Chordata, Mammalia, Perissodactyla, Rhinocerotidae. Gene Ontology annotation, molecular function: glutamate-cysteine ligase activity.
GCGAGCGGGGAGGAGGACUGGGCAUGCUCGGCGGCGGCGCUGCUUUUGGUCACAAGUAGGAAGCCGCCAGUGCACGACACCGGCAAAGAGAAGCGGGAGCCGCUGCCGCAACGCGGCUGUGGGGUCCGUCGCCGCCGCCUCGGAGCAGGAGCGGGGCGGGCGAGGGCCGAGAGCCGCCCAGCCCGCCCUCUGCCUCUGUGUCCGCGCGCUGCGCCGGACCCCUGCGUCGGUCACCUGGGCGGCAGGGACCCCGCGCCGGGAGCCGGGGCGGACCGGACCCUCCCUCCGCCGGCUGCGGCCCGAGGGCGCCCCCCCGGGGCGGAGCGGCCGCCGCCCUCUGCGGGCAGCUGAGUGUCCGGCUCGCGCCCCGCGCCGGGAGCGAGCGGCGCCGGCAGCCCCGAGGAGAAGGAGGAGGAGGGGGCGGCCAUGGGGCUGCUGUCCCAGGGCUCGCCGCUGAGCUGGGAGGAGACCCAGCGGCACGCCGACCACGUGCGGCGGCACGGCAUUCUCCAGUUCCUGCACAUCUACCACGCUGUCAAGGACCGGCACAAGGACGUGCUCAAGUGGGGCGACGAGGUGGAAUACAUGUUGGUAUCUUUUGAUCAUGAAAAUAAAAGAGUCCGGUUGGUCCUGUCUGGAGAGGAACUUCUUGAAACUCUACAAGAACAGGGGGAAAGGACAAACCCAAACCAUCCUACCCUUUGGAGACCAGAGUAUGGGAGUUACAUGAUUGAAGGGACCCCCGGGCAGCCCUACGGGGGAACGAUGUCCGAGUUCAACACAGUCGAAGACAACAUGAGAAAACGCCGGAAGGAGGCCACUUCUUUACUAAAAGUACAUCAGGCUGUUUGCACAAUUACUUCGUUUCCCAGAUUAGGCUGUCCUGGGUUCACGGUGCCCGAUUUCAAACCCAACCCGGUGGAAGGAGGAGCUUCCAAGUCCCUCUUCUUCCCUGAUGAAGCCAUAAACAAGCACCCCCGCUUCAGUACCCUAACAAGAAAUAUCCGACACAGGAGAGGAGAAAAGGUUGUCAUCAAUGUACCAAUAUUUAAGGACAAGAAUACCCCGUCUCCAUUUCUAGAAACGUUUCCUGAGGAUGAUGAGGCAGCAAAGGCUUCUAAGCCUGAUCAUAUUUACAUGGAUGCCAUGGGAUUUGGGAUGGGCAAUUGCUGUCUUCAGGUAACGUUCCAAGCCUGCAGCAUAUCUGAGGCCAGAUAUCUUUAUGAUCAGUUGGCCACGAUCUGCCCAAUUGUCAUGGCUUUGAGUGCUGCGUCUCCUUUCUACCGAGGCUACGUGUCAGACAUUGACUGUCGCUGGGGCGUGAUUUCCGCGUCUGUAGAUGACAGAACUCGGGAGGAGAGAGGACUGGAGCCACUGAAGAAAAACAACUAUAGGAUUAGUAAAUCCCGGUAUGAUUCCAUAGACAGUUAUUUAUCUGAGUGUGGUGAGAAGUAUAAUGACAUUGACUUAACAAUAGAUAAAGAAAUCUACCAACAACUGUUGCGAGAAGGCAUUGACCAUCUGCUGGCCCAGCAUGUUGCUCAUCUCUUCAUUAGAGACCCACUGACGCUGUUUGAAGAGAAAAUACACCUGGAUGAUGCCAAUGAGUCUGACCAUUUCGAGAAUAUUCAGUCCACAAAUUGGCAGACAAUGAGAUUUAAGCCCCCUCCUCCAAACUCAGAUAUUGGAUGGAGAGUAGAAUUCCGACCCAUGGAGGUUCAGUUGACGGACUUUGAGAACUCUGCGUACGUGGUGUUCGUGGUACUGCUCACCAGAGUGAUCCUUUCAUACAAGCUGGAUUUUCUCAUCCCGCUGUCAAAGGUUGACGAAAACAUGAAAGUUGCACAGAAACGCGAUGCUGUUUUGUGGGGAAUGUUUUAUUUCAGGAAAGAUAUUUGCAAAGGGGGCAACGCUGUGGUGGAUGGCUGUGGGAAGGCCCAGAACAGCACAGAGCUGGCCACGGAGGAGUACAGCCUGAUGAGCGUAGACACCAUCAUCAACGGGAAGGAAGGUGUGUUUCCUGGGCUGAUCCCGAUUCUGAACUCUUACCUUGAAAACAUGGAAGUGGAUGUAGACACCAGAUGUAGUAUUCUGAACUACCUAAAGCUGAUUAAGAAGAGAGCAUCUGGAGAACUAAUGACAGUCGCCAGAUGGAUGAGGGAGUUUAUCGCGAACCAUCCUGACUACAAGCAAGACAGUGUAAUAACUGAUGAAAUCAACUAUAGCCUUAUUUCAAAGUGUAACGAAAUUGCAAAUGAAUUAUGUGAAUGCCCCGAGUUACUUGGACCAGCAUUUAGGAAAGUAAAAUACAGUGGAAGUAAAACUGAGUCUUCCAACUAGACCUUGUGCAGAGGGACGACUGCAUUACUGUCCCAUCGAGGCACUGACUGCAGUACUCCAGCCCUGCGCGUGGUGUGAAGACCAAAUCAUAGAACUGCACUGUGUCCUGAGCCCAUCGGCCAGAUGGGUUUAGAGGCUGCCUUCAGUAGGUGAACCUAGAGUUUAUACAGCGUACAUGUACAUAGUAAAGUAUUUUUAUGAUUAACAGUGUAUUUUAAUAACAUUGUAUCUAAAGUCAUCGUGAACUGGCAUGUACAUUUUUCACUUCUUAACUCUGGAACAACUACUGUCUAAACAGUUUUGUAAAUGUAACGUACUGGUCAUUGUACUAGACCUGCAUUCCAGAGUUGACAAUGUUGACUGUAAAUUUUUGUUUUUUUUUUUAAAGACUUUACCUGGGACCUGAUUCACCGAAAUUGAUCGCUUCAUUAUAAAACCAGUCUGUCUUACUGACUUGCUCUGAGUCAUCUCCUCCUUUCUUGCGUACAUAGAACCACUAUGGCUCCUCCAAGGCGCUCCUAGGGUGAGCUUGGGUUUCUGGCACCUUAUCAAUGAUGUUUCUUUGCAAUCGGAACAGCUCACCCCUUGGUCCCCCUGCCCCAAGCUUUCACCACUAAAUAAAACCCAUGAACUGAUGGCUGUUAUAGAAGGUAUUUUCCUUCUUUAUUUGUUAUGAAUUUGCUGAUUCAGGCAUUAAGUUUAAAGACAACUCCGUAUUACCCCAAAUUCACAUGUAGUGAUUAUUGGGGGUGAUAAUUUUUUAACUAAAAAAGGAGAGAGUCGUUUUUCCUCCUGUACCUACCCAGAGUAAUGGUACCAGCUCUUCUGUUGAGGCCCCUGUAUACUGAAAUUUCCAAAUCAAAUGCAGUUGCUGUAGUUUUUGUUUUGUUUCUUUUUUCCUAGUUUCCAGUGAGCAUAUUGACAGACGUUCUUCUAAAAGCCAUUCAGUCUAGAUUUUACCUGGGAAUAUUCUACCUAGAGCUCACCUUCCCUAUGAAACUCAUAAAUAAAUCAUGAUGUGCACUAAGGUUUGUGAAUCAGGACCCUAAAUGUGUAAUUGUAAAUAAUUUAAGUUUCACAUGAUUGUUAGAGCUUUAUGUUGAAGUUUUUUUUUCCCUAGUUAAAAGUCUUAACUGCUUCUGAAAUAAAUAUGUAUAGUAGAUUAUGCAAACCUUUACAGGUAUAAAUAUUUAAACUAUAAUGCUAAUUUUAAGAAAUUGCAAUAAAGCUGCUUCAGUUAAGCCUG